AUGCCCUCCCCAAGUGCUCCUGGGACGAUCGGACAACUAACAAAGCCGGAGUACAGAAACUGGCUUGCUCUCGGUCAUGCGUUAACAACGGAGCUGCGUCACGGUCUUCGCCCUUUCGUUACCCGUGAGAUGGAGUCAUUUUAUAGAAAUGUGUCUGCAAGAGUUGCUGGACCCUGCACAUGUGUCCAUAUCCCGAGAAGAAAACCAAACGAAUACCACGAUAUGAAGACCUGUCAGUGGGCUAACAUCCUUCAGGCACAUCAUGACAAAAACAGGCCAAAUUGGAAACAAAGUGAUGGUAGUAAGUGGAUGGAUCCAAUCCUGGGUCCUUGGGAAAUAGCCAAGCUCUUCCUCCCUGAUCAGGGAGGCCAUGCAGAUAUCAAGAGCGCAGAUGACAUGGACAUCGCUGGUAUUCUAAAUCUGAUGUCCUGGUGCAGCCACUUCACUGUUUCACUGCCCUUGAUCAAAGCCGUCCGUGACAUUCGAAAUGACAAGUGGGUGCAUGUGCCACAGCUAGAGUUAAGCGAUGCCGACAAGAGAGUCGCCUUUGACACGAUUGAAAAUCUGCUUCAGGAUCCCAAUAUAGUUCACGAUCCAGACGCUCAGCAAGCCUUGAGAGAAGUUAACAACCUUAGGCAUGUUUCAGACCUGCAGAGUAUGGAGGCACAAGUGUUAGCCGACUUAAAAGAAGUUUUGACAAAAGAGAUUUCUAGCAUUAAUGACAAUUUGACAAUGUUGAUGGAGGAGUCCGCCAAGAACAAAGAGCAGCAAAAUCAGCUCCAAGAACAACACGAGAUCCUAAGAAACCAACUUAAUGAUUUAAAUUGGACAAGAUUACCUGAAGAAAGUCAAACCUGGCCUAAUACAUUUGGAAACCUGAUAGGAAACCUAUUAGGAAACCUGAUAAGAAAUAUCAAGCCCGUGAGAAAAAUCCACCUCAUAUCGUGGUUCAUGUUUAUGCUCCUAUGUAACCUCUGUAUCGUUUUAGAGGAUUCUUACGACGGAGAUGGUGAGUAG
Molecule: messenger RNA, 1017 nt
Organism: Pocillopora meandrina
Lineage: Eukaryota; Metazoa; Cnidaria; Anthozoa; Scleractinia; Pocilloporidae
Source: the annotation of a GenBank genome assembly